Molecule: messenger RNA, 4900 nt
Organism: Acanthochromis polyacanthus (spiny chromis)
Lineage: Eukaryota; Metazoa; Chordata; Actinopteri; Pomacentridae
Gene: gaa2
Product: alpha glucosidase 2
Exons: 21
Coding region: 257-3184 (975 amino acids)
Biological process (GO): carbohydrate metabolic process
Molecular function (GO): alpha-1,4-glucosidase activity; carbohydrate binding
Source: RefSeq, a predicted model, not a curated record
CUCUACAUGAGUCAUCAGUGGACUUCUCCAGUCUGAGAGGUCCUCAAACAACAGUUGUAGGAAUGCCGAGGUGUCCUGAAUGCGACGCAGUGAUAAACAGACCACACCGUGCACACCGUUGAGGUUAUCAGGGGUACGAUAGAGUUAGCUAAACUAGUAUCUGUUUAAAGGAGCAAUUGGAUAGUCUGCUGUGGAUGCUGUGUCUUUAAAGGCCAAAGGAUAACCAGUCACUCACUCCGACAGACACAUUAUCACCAUGGUGUCGUACAAGCGGCUGAACCCUGAAGAUGUCCAGUUUUCCAGUGGUGUUUUGUCAGAGGUUCGUCCUGUUCAAGAGGAAGUUGCGGUGCCGGAGCCAGAGGAGGCCUCUUUACUUCCCCGUCGGCCACCAUGCUCCGUUACCACGGGUCUCCUGGUGAUCGGCUGCCUGCUGCUGCUCCUCUGUGGAGGUUGGCUCAUGGGCACCGUGUUCUGGCUGCAUGGUUCCUCCAACCAGCAGCCACACAAACCGCCGCCGCCAGCCUCGGGACAAACGCCUGACUCUAAAGUACAAACAGGAGUAGAUGACGCUGCAGCUGCUGCCCGCCGUGACGCUUGCAGCCGAACUCCCGCUGAAUGGAGGUUUGAUUGUUACCCUGAAAGAAGUGUGGUGGUGACCCGAGAGUUGUGUGAGGCGAGGAACUGCUGCUUUAUCCCCGUAUCCCCUCCUUCCUCAUCUGCCACCCGCCCAUCAGGGAAAAAUGGGGUUCCUUGGUGUUUCUACUCUCAGGAUUUCCCUUCGUACUCACUUGUGUCUCUAAAUGACACGGUGCUGGGACAGAAAGGUAAACUUGUAAAGGACGUGAAGACAUAUUACCCUGGAGACAUCCUCACUGUGGAGGCAGAGAUCCGUUAUGAGACAGAUACACGACUGCGAGUCAGGAUAACUGACCCUUCAAGUUCACGAUUUGAGGUUCCGAUCGCUGUCCCCCCCGCCACCAAGAAGGCAGAAAACCCUGAUUACGUCGUAGAGAUUUCAAAGCAGCCGUUCAGUCUCGUCGUGAAGAGGAAAUCUACAGGAGCAGUGCUUCUGAACACCGCUGUAGCUCCUCUCUUCUAUGCGGAUCAGUUCCUACAGUUCUCCACCUCCCUACCCAGUGAGUUCGUUUACGGCCUGGGGGAACACCGCUCCACCUUCCUGCAUGACUUCAGCUGGAACACACUCACCAUGUGGGCCAGAGACGUGCCCCCCACGGAAAAGACAAACCUGUAUGGGGUCCAUCCAUUUUACCUGGCGAUGGAGGACGGAGGGAAUGCACACGGCUUCUUCCUGCUGAACAGCAAUGCUAUGGAUGUUGUUCUCCAGCCCUCCCCAGCUCUCACGUGGCGUACCAUCGGUGGAAUCCUUGAUUUUUAUGUCUUCCUUGGUCCCAAUCCUGGUUCAGUGAUUGAACAGUAUUUGGAAGUUAUAGGACGCCCAGCGAUGCCCAUCUACUGGGCUUUAGGAUACCAUCUCUGUCGCUGGGGUUACAGCACUAGUAAUAAUACCUGGGAGGUUGUCAAGAGUUUGAGGAAUUACGGGAUACCUCAGGAUGUCCAGUGGAAUGACAUUGACUACAUGGACAAAAGUAUGGACUUCACUUACGAUUUAACCAAGUUUGACACACUACCUGACCUGGUCAAGGACCUGCAUGCUCAUAACCAGCGCUAUGUCGUAAUGAUGGACCCAGCUAUCAGCAGCACACAGCCUGAGGGCUCGUACUGGCCAUUCGAUGAAGGACUGAAGAGAGGAGUUUUUAUUAAAGAUGCCGAUGGGAAAACACUGAUUGGGAAGGUGUGGCCUGGUCUGACAGCAUACCCUGAUUUCUCCGAUGAAGUGACUCAUGAAUGGUGGUACGACAACCUGCAGAAGUUCCACGAGAAGGUGCCAUUUGAUGGAUUAUGGAUUGAUAUGAAUGAGCCCUCAAACUUCCUGGAUGGAUCGACCAAUGGCUGUCCAUCAAACAGUCUUGAAAAUCCUCCUUACACUCCAGGCGUACUGGGCGGUUUGCUGAGAGCCAAAACUGUGUGUGCCACUGCACAGCAGAAGAUGUCCAUACAUUACAAUAUGCACAGUCUCUAUGGACUCAUGGAAGCUAAAGCCUCUGCAAGUGCUCUGAAGCGAAUUGUGGCAAAGAGACCUUUUCUGAUCUCUCGCUCCACCUUCCCCAGUCAGGGGAUGUACUCUGGUCACUGGUUGGGAGACAACAGGAGCCUGUGGAAAGACCUUUACACUUCUAUAGCAGGUAUGUUGACCUUUAACCUUCUGGGCAUCCCACUGGUGGGAGCAGAUGUCUGUGGCUUCAGUGAGGAACCGGAGGAGGAACUAUGUGUCCGCUGGACCCAGCUAGGAGCUUUUUAUCCCUUCACACGAAACCACAAUGCCAUCGACAUGAAGCCUCAAGACCCGACAGCUUUCAGCCCUAUGGCUCGUACAGCGAUGAAACAGGCUCUGCUGCUGCGUUAUUCUCUCUUCCCUGUCCUCUACACUCUCUUCCAUCACGCACAUGUACAUGGACACACUGUUGCACGACCGCUAAUGUUUGAGUUCACGAGUGAUGUAAAAACCUAUGGGAUUGAUAAACAGUUCCUGUGGGGGAAGAGUUUAUUAGUGACGCCAGUGUUGGAUCCUGGAGUCGAUUAUGUGGUUGGUUAUUUCCCAGAGGGUCUGUGGUAUGACUACUACACGGGAAUCUCUAUGCGCAGUAAAGGCGAAGAGGUUAAACUCCAAGCACCUCUAGAUAAGAUCAACCUGCAUUUGCGCGAGGGCUUUGUUAUACCAAUACAGACACCCAACCUGACCCUGUGGGUAAGCAGUGGCCAGCCUCUCCACCUGGUUUCAGCUCUUUCUGACGAUGGUUCAGCCAGUGGAGAUCUGUUCUGGGAUGACGGAGAGAGCAUCGACACCUACGAGACCGACCAGUACGCCUACAUCAUCUUCAAUGUCACUCAGAAGGUGAUGACAUCCCAGGUGCUCCACAGUAACGUGGAGGCGACAUACAUCACUGUGGAGUCGGCUUCUUUCUACGGUGUAAAGGAGAAGCCCAACAAAGUGCUGGUGAACUCCCAAGAUGCACCUUUCACCUACAGAGAGAACCAGCAGGUGUUAGUAGUUACAGAACUGGGUCUCAACCUCAGUCGGAACUUCACCAUCAGCUGGAUGUAAAGAAUUCAAUCACUGGUUUCAUUCCCGUUGAAGUCACAAGCUGAUCUGCAAGCAAUCUGGGAGUUUUAGGACAGUGAUGUUUUUCAUUGUUUUUGGCUCUUUACUCCAGAACACUGGAAGUCCAAGAAGAUGUCAGUUAAAUGUCAAAUGUCAGUGUUGAUUUUUAUCUGUAACAUGUGUUUCACUUCACUGUCUGAUUCAAUAUGUAGGACACCUGUGCAUCCCUGCAGCAAACAGAGAAGGCCAUUUGGAUGAACAUUUUCACACUUUUCCACGAGUAGUUGCUGAUGUCGAUGCAGACGCUCUGAAGCGAAAUCUCACAGUCUUGGUUUCAUUUCAUACGAGCUGAUUUUGGAGUACAGAGCCGACAAACUGUCCAUUUGUCUGAAGCAAAAGUGAAGGUAUUCAGAAACAAUAGAGAUCAGGAGUGUGUGUUAAUAUAGAUAUCAUCCUAAAAAGACUGUGCACGCUUCAGAGAGACAAAAACACCGUUGUGUGCAUUCAAAGGCUUGCAGACAUGAUAUCACUGACCCGCUGUAGUUCUGCUUUAAUGUGUGAAUUUUCGCCUGUUUGAACCAAAAAGCUCGGCCUCCGAUCUUUAGUUUUGUCUUUGGUUUAGUUUGAUCUAAACUGCAGUUUUGAAGAUUCUCAUCAGCAGACAAAUGAUGUGCAAUAAAUGAACAAGAGUAUCGUCUACCUUCCUAAAAGUGAGCCUGACUGUAGCUCAUGAUGUAUUAUACUGUAUGUGCUUGAAAGCUGUUUACUGCCUAUUUUGCACUAAUUAGUUCGCAGUAUGUUGAAGGUAGAUAUAGGUGCCUUAUGAUUCCUUUUUGUGUGUGUUUUUGAGCAACUUUGGGGUUUUCCAGAGGCUUCUGUGUUUAGCUUUGCUUUGUGAGUCUGUUUUCAGCUCUGCAGACCGCGGUAUUAUCACGCAUGGAGAUUACUUUGAGGAUGGAGUCUGUGAUUCUGGAGAAAGAGCGCUGAUGCUUAGCUGGCAAUAUUUAGAUAGGCCUGUGCCAGAUUUGCUGUCCUGCUUGCUUCUGCUGCCUUCUUUCCAGCUGCACUGUGCCAGAGUGCGAGCAUGCACAGAACACACUGGAGUAAUGUUUGGAUCAACCUGAGCCACUUUGUUUCACAUUUACAGAGCCAGGGCUGUCGGUAAACUACUUUUUUUUUUUUCAGUGCACAUGAAGAAUAUACAGCUCCUGAAUUUACUAAACUUGAGAUGUACUGAAUUAGAAUCACUUACUGCGCCUUUAGCCGCAAAGCUAUACUGGAUCCAAGUAUGGUGCAAUCAUUUUACUGUGACUUUCCUCAGCAUGGCCUUUCUGACAGAGCAGAGCUGAAGCUAAAUACUUUUCUUCAGCUACAAGAGUUUUCAUAAUCAGCAAAAAUCAUUCUGCCUCCAUUUGACCUUUAUGCUGUGAAAAUCUAGCCCGAAUUAUAUUUUCGUGGAAUAUCAGCUGUGAAUAGUCUGCAUCUUACACAACUUCGCUAAAGAAAUGGAUGCAUGCGUGCUGGAAAAUAAGUACACUAAAUUCCAAAACUUUCCCAUUCUUUCACUUCUGUUUCAAGCAUGUAAAGACGGCCUUUGUGUUACGUGAGUGAAAUUGUGACUCCAAAAUUUUGCAGUAUUUUACCAUGAAGCCUUGUGUUUCACUUUUUGUAAGUGCUUAUGUUUAAUUACAUGAACGACAUUAAAACUAUUGGAAUUAA